AUGGAAAAAUCCAAAAAUUUCCGCAUCGACGCGCUCCUGGCUGUCGACCCCCCCAAGGCGGCGGCGCAGAGCGCGCCGCUCGCCCUGGUCACCUCGCUGAGCAGCGGCAGCAGCAGCGGCAGCGGCAGCCCCCCGUCCUCCUCCUCCUCGUCUUCUUCCUCCUCCUCCUCCUCCUCUUCCUCCGAGCACCCGGCCGCCGCCGCCGCCGACCGCCUGCGCGCCGAGAGCCCCUCGCCGCCGCGGCUGCUGGCCGCCCACUGCGCCCUGGUGCCCAAGCCCGGCUUCCUGGCGGGCCCCGGCGGCGGCGGCCCCCACCCGCACGCCGCCUCGGCGCCGGGCAUGGCGCUGGGACUGCACCCCGCGGCGCCCGGCGGGCCGGGCAUGCCGCCGCAGGCGGCCCUCUACGGCCACCCCGUGUACGGCUACCCGGCGCUGGGCGCGCAGCACCCGGCGCUCUCCUACUCCUACUCGCAAGUGCAGGGAGCGCACCCGUCCCACCCCGCCGCCGACCCCAUCAAGCUCGGCGCCGGCACCUUCCAGCUGGACCAGUGGCUGCGGGCUUCCACGGCCGGCAUGAUCCUGCCCAAAAUGCCCGACUUCAGCUCCCAGGCGCAGUCCAACCUGCUGGGGAAGUGCCGGCGGCCGCGCACGGCCUUCACCAGCCAGCAGCUGCUGGAGCUGGAGCACCAGUUCAAGCUGAACAAGUACCUGUCCCGGCCCAAGCGCUUCGAGGUGGCCACGUCGCUCAUGCUCACCGAGACGCAGGUGAAGAUCUGGUUCCAGAACCGGCGCAUGAAGUGGAAGCGCAGCAAGAAGGCCAAGGAGCAGGCGGCGCAGGAGGCCGAGAAGCAGAAGGGCGGCGGCGGCGAGGACAAGGCCGGCGAGGAGCUGCUGCUGGCCGCCGCCGAGAAGGGCGGCGGGCGGCGGCUGCGGGAGCUGCCCGACAGCGAGCCCGACGAGGAGGAGGAGGAGGAAGAGGAGGAGGAAGAGGAGGCCGCGCGGUGCUGCCCCUACCACUCCUCCGACUGCUCCGAAGCGGACGAGGAUGACAGAGAGCCCCGGGCCCGGCCCGGCGCCCCGCCGCCGGCUCCAGCACAGCCCCAGUGA
Molecule: messenger RNA, 1107 nt
Organism: Rhea pennata
Lineage: Eukaryota; Metazoa; Chordata; Aves; Rheiformes; Rheidae
Gene: MNX1
Product: motor neuron and pancreas homeobox 1
Exons: 3
Coding region: 1-1107 (368 amino acids)
Biological process (GO): neuron projection morphogenesis; spinal cord motor neuron cell fate specification; regulation of DNA-templated transcription
Cellular component (GO): nucleus
Molecular function (GO): sequence-specific double-stranded DNA binding; DNA-binding transcription factor activity, RNA polymerase II-specific
Source: RefSeq, a predicted model, not a curated record